GAGAGAGAGAGAGAGGCAGCUGCUGUAACCGCUUCAACACCGAUUUAAGACUUCCUUAAAUUCAAAAAGGAUACAAGUGGUGGUGGUGAACAACAGAAAGAAGAACAGAUAAGAUAUUUAAACACUUCAAAUUAACCUUUAAGUUGUGUUUUUAUAAUCAGCUGCAUCGAGUGGAAAAAGACAAGAAGGCCCCUGCGGAAACAUGAAAUGGAUGUUCAAAGAGGAUCACUCCUUGGAACAUCGAUGCAUAGAGUCAGCCAAAAUCCGCAACAAGUACCCUGACAGGGUCCCGGUGAUCGUAGAGAAAGUGUCGGGGUCGCAGAUAGUGGACAUCGAUAAGAGGAAGUACCUGGUCCCCUCCGACAUCACAGUGGCUCAGUUCAUGUGGAUCAUCAGGAAACGCAUCCAGCUGCCCUCAGAGAAGGCCAUCUUCCUGUUUGUGGACAAGACGGUGCCUCAGUCCAGCAUCACGAUGGGGCAGCUGUACGAGAAAGAGAAGGACGAGGACGGCUUUUUAUACGUGGCUUACAGCGGUGAGAACACCUUUGGUUUUCAAUAAAGCCGACGAUGGUGACCGGCCUUACCGACACCCACCCACCCCAAACAUCUAAUCACAGCCCUGACUCGGCCCCCCCCCCCCCCUUCCCGCUGGGGAAACCCGCGGGAGGGAGAGAGAGAGAGAGAGAGAGAGAGAUUCAGCGAACAUGAACGCCACAGAAAGAUUGACUUGACCGCUCACCUCGACUGGAUAGAAGUUAAACGAGUGCACCGGUGUGUUUGUUCUGGCCCAUGUUGCACCAGUUCUUUAUAGGGUCAUAGAUUAAGUUGUGUAUAGUGUGUUCAAUCUCAAUUCUUAUCA
Scomber japonicus (chub mackerel) is the source of this 859-nucleotide messenger RNA. RefSeq names its product gamma-aminobutyric acid receptor-associated protein-like 2. The transcript is spliced from 4 exons. Gene Ontology annotation, cellular component: autophagosome; autophagosome membrane; cytosol. Gene Ontology annotation, molecular function: ubiquitin protein ligase binding. The record is from RefSeq and is a predicted model, not a curated record. Gene Ontology annotation, biological process: autophagosome assembly; cellular response to nitrogen starvation; autophagy of mitochondrion. NCBI's taxonomy places the organism in Eukaryota, Metazoa, Chordata, Actinopteri, Scombriformes, Scombridae. The coding region runs from base 203 to 559 and encodes 118 amino acids.